Torulaspora delbrueckii is the source of this 519-nucleotide messenger RNA. RefSeq names its product mitochondrial 54S ribosomal protein bL19m (gene IMG1). Gene Ontology annotation, biological process: translation. Gene Ontology annotation, cellular component: ribosome; mitochondrial large ribosomal subunit. The coding region runs from base 1 to 519 and encodes 172 amino acids. The record is from RefSeq and is a predicted model, not a curated record. The transcript has a single exon. Gene Ontology annotation, molecular function: structural constituent of ribosome. Lineage: Eukaryota; Fungi; Ascomycota; Saccharomycetes; Saccharomycetales; Saccharomycetaceae.
AUGUUAAAGAACUUUGUAUCCCCCUUGGCUCCCAGAGCUUUAACAAGGAACUACCAGGUUGUUUCUACCGUGAGGAAAGUCAUACCGGUGUACCCUCCAGUGGAAAAGAUCCAGAAGGCUAAUAUUGUGCAAACUUUAGCCAAGAAGGACCUCGAUACCAAGCUAGACCCUAGUGGUUGGAGACGGAAACUUGUGGGAAAGUCUCCAAAGGACAGUAUAAGUGCUGGAGACGUUGUUCGUGUGGUAUACGAUUCUAAAAAAUGCUCUUAUGACAACUUUGUGGGUUAUGUGCUAGCUGUGAACCGUAAAAAUCUCAUCCAAGAUGCUUCGCUGCAAUUGAGAAACCAGAUCUCCAAAACGGCAGUUGAGGCUACAAUUCCAAUCUUUUCCCCUUUGAUAGAGAGAAUCGAUAUCCUAAGAAAGGCGGACAGCAGGAGAAAGAGAAACAGACAUUAUUACAUCAGAGGCACCAAACUGGAUGUUGGUGAUUUGGAGGCCUCCUUGAGGAAAAAGAGGUAG